GCAUCCGGCCGGACGGCCCUUGGUACGUUGACCACGCCUUCCCCAAAUUUUUGACGCCAUGAGCUAACCACCCAGUAUACAGGCAGGUCCAGGUCAUGUCGACUCUUCCCCUCAAGGCCAUGUCCCGUCUUUGGGGCAAGUUCAACGAAUUGACUAUCCCCUACUAUCUCAGAGCUCCCGGUUUCCGUCUAUACGCAUACUUCUUUGGUGUCAAUCUCGAUGAAAUCGAAGAACAAGACCUCCACAAGUUCCCCAACCUCGCCGCUUUCUUCUACCGCACUCUCAAGCCCGGUGUCCGCCCCGUGGAUCCCAACCACAAUGCCCUGGUUGCGCCAUCCGAUGGUCGAAUACUACAGUUUGGGCGAAUCGAAGGAGGCGAUAUCGAACAGGUGAAGGGUAUGACUUAUACUAUCGAUGCGCUCCUCGGUCAGAAUUCCCCAACUCCCAGCAUCUCCGGUACGACCCUGCUCGACGAAAGCACCAAGGCGAAAUCGGUCAAUGGAGACUUUGAGGGCGACGAUGAAUUGGUCAAGAAGGACGAAGAAUUCGCCCGUGUCAAUGGUAUCUCUUACACUCUCCCGGAUCUUCUCUCUGGUUCCAAGAAGCACGACAAGCUGUUCAAGCCCAAGGAUGAGUCUGUCACCCCUUCCAAGACUUCCGAGACUGAGGUGAGCGCCGAGCUUGCGCUUGGUGAGAAGCCCUGGUACGACGUUCUCUCGGGUGGUGAGCGCCACACUCUCUACUAUGCUGUCAUCUAUCUGGCUCCUGGCGACUAUCAUCGGUUCCACUCCCCUACGGAAUGGGUUGUCGAGCGCAGACGUCACUUUGCCGGCGAGCUCUUUAGCGUGUCCCCCUACCUGCAGCGCACCCUCCCUGGUCUUUUCACCCUGAACGAGCGUGUCGUCCUCAUCGGCAGAUGGCGUUGGGGCUUCUUCAGCUACGUCCCUGUCGGUGCGACCAAUGUCGGCUCUAUCAAGAUCAACUUUGAUCGCGAACUCCGGACCAACAGCUUGACGACCGAUACCGCUGCUGAUCGGGCUGCGGAGCUUGCGGCGGCCAAGGGUGAGCCUUACCUGGGAUAUGCCGAGGCCACCUACGAAGCUGCGAGCCCGGUCCUGAAGGGCCAUGCUCUGCGCAGAGGUGAGGAGAUGGGUGGCUUCCAGCUUGGCAGCACCGUCGUCCUUGUCUUUGAGGCGCCCGUUGCCGAGUACGACGAGUCCGGUAAGGUCAUCAAGGGAUGGACCUGGGACGUCGAGAAGGGGCAGAAGAUCAAGAUGGGACAGCCCAUUGGUCAUGUUGAGCUCUAAAUUGGGCACACAAAGAAGCCUUGUUACGGUGGCAGGCGUUUGAAGGAGGGAAUGGUUGAAAACUAGACAAGAUACAGGUGGUGUAUUCGGGUCUCGGAUCUCUUCAACACGUAUCCUUUGAAUUUAUACUCUUUAUAUGAUACCCCUUCCCGGGUAGCAAUAUCUAUGUUGCACUCUGUUUUUCAUCUUCUUUUCAUAGGUAUAUACUUUUUUCAAAGAUUGGAAGCAUCAAAAAGUCUGCAUGGCAUGUGGGUUGGGAUCUGAAAAAGAGGUGGCAGCAGUUAGGACAGAUAGAUGGGAUGGACACGCGGCAUGUACAUAGCUGAGAAAUUGAAGUAUCUGUACCAAACACACAACUUGUGCA
Neurospora tetraspora is the source of this 1671-nucleotide messenger RNA. RefSeq names its product phosphatidylserine decarboxylase-domain-containing protein. The record is from RefSeq and is a predicted model, not a curated record. Gene Ontology annotation, molecular function: phosphatidylserine decarboxylase activity. Bases 96 to 1307 code for a protein of 403 amino acids. The transcript is spliced from 2 exons. Lineage: Eukaryota; Fungi; Ascomycota; Sordariomycetes; Sordariales; Sordariaceae. Gene Ontology annotation, biological process: phosphatidylethanolamine biosynthetic process. Gene Ontology annotation, cellular component: mitochondrion.